AUGGAAAACGCACAAACAGGCGACCUCAUUGGUGAUAAAAAGACAAUAACAAGCCUAAUGAAGCCCACUUCAUUGAUGUCGGGGAGAUUAAACCCUUUCUUUAUACUCAUGGCUUCUGUAAUGCUGAUCCUUUCGAGUUUGUUGAUCCCUUUAUGGAUUAUCAAACUCCAAAAGAUUGAGCGUGAAGUGGAUUCGAUCAACCGCAAUGUCAGCCAGAGGUUCAUGUCAGAAAUCAAAACCAUUACAGAGUUACUAUACAAUAAUCCAUUGAAUUCAACCACAACUAAUUUAGCUACAAUCUUAAGCUCAUCUAUUGAAAACCAUGAUGUGAACUCUUUUUCCACCAUCCAAACAAAGGUUGCCCCUGCUUUAUUUCAAGCACUCUUAACAGUUCCAUGGCUGUCUAGAGUCUUUUAUGCCGGACUUGAUGGACUUUUCUUCUCUUAUUACUACAUGGGCGAUGAUCGAACUACACCGUUUGCUGUUUACUCAAAUUCAUCGAACAACUUAACAUGCCAGACAUGGUACAGUCAGCGUGUAAAUCUCGACAGUGGGAAGCUAUAUGGAGAUGCCAUCGGCAUUUCUUAUAAUAAUGUUAGCUGGAUUCAAGAAGCUAUAGUCAAUAAUGCAAAAGGGUAUGGUUCCUCAGGAUAUAUUUGGAACAACCAAGAAGAAGAUCACGAUGAUCUCUUAUUCAUGAGCAUAGCCGGUCUCAAGAACAGAUUAGGAGCUGUUUCUUUAGGAUUUUCGGUGAAUUCACUGACCACGAAUCUCUUGUCUGGCUCCGGAGUUGAUUCUAAUGGAGGGAAGUUGUUCUUGUCAACAAUAGAUGGAAGAGUUCUUAUUCAAGGGAUUGCCAACUCCAGUUUGAUGGUCGAUGCCAGCCAUGAUUACUCUGUUUUGUUUGUACCGAAUAAUGGCAAUCGUCGUAACAUGAUCAAUUGUGGUAAUGAGGAAGAAGCGUCGUUGAUAAUAUGGGGAAUUGAAUAUGCGGUUUAUUGCUCUGCCAUCGACAUAAUUGGCGUGAAAUCUGUUUACGCAGUACUUCUGCCCAAGAAGAAUGAAGGGUUUGUUCAUAAAAAUGUGGAGUUGGCAAUGGUUACUGUAAUAUCAAUGAUUGGGGCAGUGAUGGUGUUGGUGAUUUUCUUCAUAGUAGUAAUGAUGAAAGCAGGAAGAAGAGAAAUGUUUUUAAGUUCAUCUCUUAUAAAGCAAAUGGAAGCAACUCAACAGGCAGAAAGGAAGUGUGUGAACAAGAGUUUGGCCUUCACAAGCGCCAGUCAUGACAUAAGAGCGUCGUUGGCAGGGCUUAUCGGUUUGAUAGAAUUCUGUCGUGAGAGAGCCUCGUCUGGUUCGGAAUUGGAGAUGAAUCUCGUGCAGAUGGAAACUUGUGCCAAGGAUCUUCUUACAAUUCUGAAUUCCAUUAUGAACAUAAGCAAGAUCGAGGCGGGAAAGAUAGAGUUAGAAGAAGAGGUUUUCAGCAUGGGUAAUUUGCUAGAAGAAGUUGUGGAUUUGUAUCACCCGGCUGGUAUGAAGAAAGGCAUCGAUGUGAUUUUGGAUCCGUGCGAUGGCUCGAUCUCGAGAUUACAGUAUCUUGUUAAAGGCGAUCGAACUAAGCUUAAACAGAUCCUUUGGAAUUUACUGAACAAUGCAGUUAAAUUUACUAGCGAAGGACAUAUAGUUGUUCGAGCUUGGGCUAAAAGUCCUAGCCUUGAGGAACCAGACAUGUUCUCUUCAUGCACGCAAACCAACUCCUUUUGUUGUUUUUGCGUAAACAUCAAAGAUGAAAACGAAAAUGAAAAUGAUGUUGGUUUACAGGAUAGUCGCCUUUUUCGUGAUCCCAAUUGUUGGGAGUUUGUGAUUGAAGUUGAAGACACUGGCCAAGGAAUUCCUAAGGAGAAACAGAAAUUUGUUUUCGAGAAUUAUGUUCAGGUUAAAGAGACGGCUGUUGCACACCAAGGAACCGGUUUAGGGUUGGGUAUCGUUCAAUCGUUGGUAAGGAUAAUGGGCGGAGAGAUAACUAUAGAGGACAAAGAUCAUGCAAAUUAUGAAAGUGGGACUUGUUUCAGAUUCAACACUUUCAUGACAUUGAUGCCCGAACUCGAACCAGAGCCGGUAAGAGGAGGACCACUGUCAUCAAGCAGCCCAAAACUGGAUCAGAAUUCGGUGGUGGUCUUGUUUAUUCAAAGCAAACAGAGACAACUUGUGAUUGAGAAAUUCAUGACAAGUAUGGGAAUCAAAGUUUACUCAGUAAAAGAAUGGGAAAACUUUCCUCAUGUUGUAAAGAAGGUGAAACAGAAGAUGAUGAUCAGUCAUUUAACUUCUUCGGGAAGAUCUGAAAUGAGCUCUAGGAUGGACUGCAUGAGUAGCCUCAGCACGAAGAUGAAGGAAUUCCCCUUGAGUUCAUUAAUGGACGGAAGAGACGAACCACACACAACAUUAAUACCCAAUUUCGUACUACUAGUAAUCGACCCAAGCGGAGGACGGUUUCGCGAUCUGAGCAGGGCGGUGGCGGAGUUCAGAAGGGACAUUCACGAAUCUCGUUGUUGCACGAGAAUCAUCUGGUUAGAUAAGCCAGGUGAAAGCAGCAUACACUUGAAGGGACUAGAUGAAGACAAACUCCCUUCAACCGAUAUGAUCGUGUACAAACCCCUUCACGGGUCGCGACUCCAUAACAUCAUCGCCCUUCUUCCGGAGUUUGGUGGCAGUGUUCAGAGGAAUACUAAUGCUUUAGGGCGCGCAAAAGGAAUUACUGAAAUACAACAAAAACAGGAGGAAAAUGAUGAUAAAGUGUUGACGGGGAAGAGAGUCUUGAUUGUGGAGGAUAAUGGAAUGUUGAGAAUGUUAGCGAAGAACAUCGUUUCCAGUCUUGGUGGAAUGGUGGAGGUCUGCGAUAACGGGGAGGAGGCAGUUGAAUUGGUUUGCAAGAGGCUGCUAAUUAGUGAUGAUCAGAAGUUGGACUACAUUCUCAUGGAUUGUGAGGUCAGUAGUCAAAUACUCAAAUAUAGCUAGAUAAACUUGUAUGAUAAAGAUUUCUAAGUAUUAAUGUUUGAUUAAUGCAGAUGCCAAUAAUGGAUGGAUUUGAAGCAACUGCAAGAAUAAGGGAGGAAGAGAUUCGGUAUGGUGUUCACAUACCCAUCAUAGCAUUAACUGCUCAUACAAGAGAAGAAGUGAAAGUGAAGAAGAAGAUGUUUGAAGUCGGGAUGGACUUCCAUUUGAUCAAACCAUUGACAA
Impatiens glandulifera is the source of this 3231-nucleotide messenger RNA. Its product is annotated as histidine kinase CKI1. NCBI's taxonomy places the organism in Eukaryota, Viridiplantae, Streptophyta, Magnoliopsida, Ericales, Balsaminaceae. Gene Ontology annotation, cellular component: nucleus. Gene Ontology annotation, biological process: phosphorelay signal transduction system; phosphorylation. Gene Ontology annotation, molecular function: phosphorelay sensor kinase activity. The coding region runs from base 1 to 3009 and encodes 1002 amino acids. The transcript is spliced from 3 exons. The record is from RefSeq and is a predicted model, not a curated record.